GACAACUCUUGCCUAUUUUGACAGGAUUGCAGCAGACGGUAAACCCAAAUGAGGUUUUCUUUCUUCGCUAUUAUCACCCGAGUCAAGCGUACCGAUAUCGGCAUAAAGUUUAGCCCCCUUGUCGUGUAGGUGUGUUUACAUCUAGGUCAGUGGUGAUUGUGUUCUAGUAAGCAGGAGGUUUAGAUGUCUGAAAUAACGGAGAGUUCCAUUUGAUAUGUGGAUGUCAUUGAAUUACUGAUUUUGAUCUAGAGUCUAGUAAUCUUGAGUCUAAAUACACAGAGACUAGAAAAUCUAGAUCUAAACCACUUUUUAUUCUAGACUAAGUUUUUAAUCUAGAGCUAGAUCUAGAUUCUAGACCCAGUCAGAGUUAUAUUUCGAUUGGAAUCUUUGGAAUCUAUUGUGUAGGCACUGUGACUGUAGGCAUAUACAAAUCUUUAACAACAAGCUUCUAUAUAUACUCUAGAAUUAUUCGGACCCAAAGCCUGGAAAUGUUUGUAUGAAUAAAAAAGUAAAAAUAUUGAGUCCGAGAAUAAGUGAAGGAUUUCAUAGGGCUACAUAGAGCCGACUGCAACCUACAUACUUUGUCAGACAUCCGCAUUGUCUGAUGAAAGUUUUGUGAAUCUUUGACUUAUAAAGAUUGGUGUCAGUACAAGAAUUUUCUUAUUGGAUAUAAAAUAUGGCAGUGUUUGAAUCUGAUAUCAGUAUUGGAACAAAGAUUUCGGUAGUACUAGGAUGAAACUAUUCUAAGUUUUAUAGUGCUGUGUUAUUCCCAGCGGGAUUAAUGUGUUGGCGUACCGGAUUAUAAUGUCACUGACCUAAAGUGUCACUAUGUUCGCUCACUGAACAUCACCAUGCCAGGACGGAUAGGCAACAGUCCAGGUCCACAAGUGUUGACCACACCAGAUCGCCCAGUGCCCGCUGUCAGGAGGAGUAGCUUACUGACCAAUAAGUCUCCACUUCUUCCACACCAGCAUCAAACAUCCACAGACGCUGCAGACGGGUAUCAGUGGUCACAGAAAAGUCAACAGCCAAUGGCUCCUAAUGGCACAAACGGACAGAUUCACUCGGAAAGCAGAAGGCCCAGUGCCACGGGUCAGUCGGCCCAGACUCAGCUGUUCCACGGACAGCCUCAAAGACCAGUGUCCACUGUUAGACCACAGAGCGCGCUCAGCGCCUCCUCUCCAAAGGCGUACGAACGUAUGCUGCACGACAGACCUCCAUCUUCUCUCGGCGGCGACUGGAGUUCAAACCCUAGAUUUGACCGAGGACCAGUUUAUCAAACAAAUGAUGGAAGAAAAACUCCCAUCAACACGCCGACAGCAAAUGUAUUCAAUUCGAACAAAACUCCUAAGGGGUACAUGGAACAAGGGAAUGUAACUCCUGUCCAUGAAAGGACCCGCAGUUUCGGAGACGGCAUUAGCAUUGCUCCCCCUUACAAUGGUUCUGACCUCACGGAGAAAGUUUACGGCGGAGUUGCUAGGCAACAGAAUCCCACUGAUGCUUACGACAGAAGAGCACAGUCGCGUGACCAACUACCCAACGGGACCUAUCAAAGUGUUAUCAAAAGUCAACAAAGUAGCUACAGCAGUAGUCCCAAAAGUCCUCGGGGUCAGGAUAACCCGGCUUUUGUAGCAGACGACAAGAUGUCUGCCCCUAAAAGUCCCGGACUCCAAGGCCACGACCUUCGCAAUGCCUGGCAAAGAUUUUAUGGAGUUCGCACGGAUAUACCCGCGCAAGGUCCAAACUCCGGAAUUGAGGAGGUCAGCUCUAGAAAAAGUCAGACAAUGGAUGGCAUUCAGAAACAUCAAAAUGGUUUUGUUCCUAAUGGUCAUCAAGUUACUCCAUAUCAAGCCUUACCACAUCAUGCUAUACCACAUCAAGCUUCACCACAGCCCACACGACCAAUGAAUCCAACCAACACAGUACACACUCCACAAACUACUCGUGUCAACACACAACAAACGUCACGCCCUAACACACCCUCCAACGCCAGGCGGCCCAGCAGUGGCUCUGUCGUCAACAGACCGAACUUCUCCGCACCGGAUCCAAUCAACCGUAACGACUAUUCGUACGGCAGUACCACGUCUAUAAACCAAAACUCUUAUAUGCACGAUCGGGAAAGCCCGACAGGUCAAAGUUCAAAUUACCCAGAACAGAUUUCAGGAAACACUAAUUCUAGUCAUGCGUUUCCAGGAACCAGCAGAAAUUUGAGUACAUUUAAACCAGAAAAGGAUAAAUCUGCCAGGUCUCCAGAAACGGCUAUCGGUCCUGCAGCCAGAUAUCCAGACAUGCCAAUGCAUUCAUCAGUCAGAAAAUCUCCGCGACUCCCAGGACCCCCAGCAUUAGCCAAGGCGGGCAAUACCUUGGCUCCUGCAUCGCCUCAAGCAGUAGCUGGCCUUGCAGCCAUGAAGCACAGGAGCUUCUCCUCACAAUCAGCUGACACUGUAGAGUUCAAAGUGGAAGACAGUGCUUCCCGACCGCUGUUUACGGCACGGACUAAUCGAUCCGUGUUCCUUGACAGCGAGGACGACCUUGACAAUGAGGAGUACAUGCUAGCCAGUUCAGACAAUGCUGAAAGCGAGGCUGAGGCUGGCCAGCGCCCACCACCCGUGCAGUCUGCUCACGGCUCAGGGCGCUCCACUCCAGCCAAUGUUUCUUCUCGAUUGACAAGCGGUUCUCCUUCUUUGAAUGAAGGGCAUAAGACCCCGGACAUUAUGAGGCAAAGUCACGUGAACAAGGCUACUCCUGCUGGGACGUUUCCGGUCAGAUUAGACAACAUGCUUGUAAAUCAUCUUGUGCAUCACAACGGCUUGUCACAUGACCACAGUGGUCCUCAAAUAGGCAAACAUUUACUCACAGAAUAUACCAGAAGCCGAAGUCUUGAGGAUGUCCGAGAGUCCGGCAACGAGAGCAGCAUCUCCUUUGAUAUAGAAAACACAGUACUGACCGUAGAGCCAUCUGACCAGUCAGAGAUGGGGACAUUAAGGUCAUACAAAACGGGAAGCUCGGUCAAAGCUCAACUCAACAGGCUAGAAGACAUGUACUCACGUGUCAUGCGAACGAUAGAAGAAACAAACUCCCGUGGACCACGCACUAGGCGGCGCUGGAGUAUCGGCAGCUCCGAUACCAGCUCGUUAAGGCAGCCGACACAUCACAGCAGACACAAUCGCUCAUCCAAUCAGAAAAUUGGAAGCAGAGAUGUCAAAGCCAUCAACAAGCGUUUCCAGAGGCUUGAGUCUCACGUGAUCACCUUGGCCCGAAGUGUGGCGCAUCUGUCCUCAGAACUACGCAACCAGACGACAAUGUCGCGUGAGAUCGAGAACGUCAAAAGGGAAAUAACUGAGUUAAAACUUGAACGCCAAACCACGCAGGGAAGUAACUCUGGAAUGAGACAUCACCGGGGGUCACAUGAGCACGACAAAUACCGCUACUGGUCGCCUUUCUUUGCCAACCCACGGCGUGUGGGCAAAUUAACAAGAUUUUUUGGUCAAGAGCCACCAUUACUGGAGCUGUUUUUAAAGAAAUUAGGUUAUGAGAAAUACUUAAAGAACUUUGACAAUGAACAGAUCACAAUGAUUGAGUUACCCUACAUGACUGAAGAUAGACUGGAUAAAAUUGGGAUCCCCAUGGGUCCAAGAAUGAGAAUCCUUCAAGAAGCACAGCUUUGUGUGAAGAAAGGAGACUUUGAUAUUUAUUUUGUAUGAUAUACAUACCACUCGGGAGAGAGUGUAGAAAGACUAUUCAUCUUGUACUCAAUGUCUCAAUCAGGUCAUGGUGAAGCUGCAUAUUUUUUUAGCUUGACUAUUAAAGCAGCCUUCAAUUUUGUGCCUCAACACCGGAGUAAUUUUGUGCACAAUGUUUCGCUGAUUUAGUGCUGAUCUAAUAGCAGUCACUUCCAAACAGGAAGUAGAUCUAAAGUGAAAUUGAAAAUAAGGUGAUCCGUUUAUUUUAUGCUGUAAAAAAAAUGGCGGAUUCAUUCCUUUCACUAACAUGGCAGAAUUCUCGUGAAAAUCUAAUUACCUGUAGAUACAAUGUUUAAUCCUGAUACUUAUAUUUAUUGAUGCAUAAAUAAAAAAAAAAAAAGAUUCAAAGUCAAGGACUAAGUUAUUGCCACAAAGUCAUUGAAUAAAUUCAGUGUUUUAAUCAUGUCA
Biomphalaria glabrata is the source of this 4151-nucleotide messenger RNA. RefSeq lists its product as uncharacterized. The record is from RefSeq and is a predicted model, not a curated record. The coding region runs from base 852 to 3704 and encodes 950 amino acids. The transcript has 14 exons. Gene Ontology annotation, molecular function: protein binding. Lineage: Eukaryota; Metazoa; Mollusca; Gastropoda; Planorbidae.